This is a messenger RNA of Aureobasidium melanogenum CBS 110374, 2073 nucleotides long. RefSeq names its product DNA topoisomerase. NCBI's taxonomy places the organism in Eukaryota, Fungi, Ascomycota, Dothideomycetes, Dothideales, Saccotheciaceae. The transcript is spliced from 5 exons. The record is from RefSeq and is a predicted model, not a curated record. Bases 1 to 2073 code for a protein of 690 amino acids. Gene Ontology annotation, cellular component: nucleus. Gene Ontology annotation, molecular function: DNA binding; DNA topoisomerase type I (single strand cut, ATP-independent) activity. Gene Ontology annotation, biological process: DNA topological change.
AUGGUGACCAAGGUUCUCUGUGUGGCAGAAAAGCCCUCAAUCGCCAAAGCCGUCGCUGGCCACCUGUCUGGCGGUUCACACCGAGUUUCCAAUUCACGUACGCCAUGGCUCAAAAAUUACAACUUCUCAUACAACUUCCCAAACUGGGGUCCCUGCGAGGUGGUCAUGACUAGUGUAGCUGGCCACUUGCAAAGUACAGACUUCGUGUCCGACUUCAGGGGUUGGAGAUCUUGCGAUCCCGAGCGCCUCUUCGACGCUCCUUUAGUAACUUACGUAGAAGAGGACAAGAAAGGCAUUGCUGCCAAUAUCGAGACACAGGCUCGUAACGUACAGAUUCUUUUCAUCUGGACCGAUUGCGAUAGAGAAGGCGAACACAUCGGCAGUGAAAUCAGAGAAGUUGCCCUCAGUACUAAUCCUCGGUUGAGGCAGCCUGGAAAAGUCGUACGAGCCAGGUUCUCCAACAUCGAAAGAGCCCAUAUCAUACAGGCCGCUCGCAACCCUAUUCCUCUCGACGAGAACUCGGCCAAUGCUGUUGCUGCAAGAAUAGAGCUGGAUCUUCGUAUUGGCGCUAGCUUCACUCGCUGGCAAACGUUAGAGAUUGCACAGUAUCUCAAGGAUCGUGGCGUCUUCUCGUCUGAAGAGAAGAAGAUCUUGAGCUAUGGUGGCUGUCAAUUUCCUACGCUCGGCUUUGUUGUCGACAGGUAUUUCAUGGUCAAGAAUUUCGUUCCCGAGCCUUACUGGGCCAUAAAAGUCACACAUAUCAAAGACGACAUCACUGUCAACUUUCGAUGGGCUCGCAUCAAUCUCUUUGAUCGAAUGGCGGUGAUUAUACUGUUCGAGAGGUGUCUGACUGCCAAGCAUGCCAAAGUCAUCAAAGUACAGACCAAGCCGGCUAGCAAGUGGAAGCCCUUGCCAUUAACCACUGUCGAACUACAAAAAAUGGGAAGCAGAUUCUUGCGUAUGGACAGUCAGAGAGUCAUGAAAGUUGCAGAAGACCUUUACAACAAAGGUUUUAUCAGUUAUCCAAGAACCGAAACAGAUCAAUUUGACAGAGGAAUGGAUCUGAGAGCUCUGGUCCAGAAGCAAACCCAAUCACAAAACUGGGGAGCCUUUGCUCAAAACCUCAUGAAUGGAGGCUUCAACCAGCCAAGACAAGGCCGCAACAACGACAAGGCCCAUCCGCCGAUUCAUCCAGUUAAUUUUGUCACACCAAACGCACUUGAUAACCAAGACGAGCGCAAAGUUUACGAGUUCGUAGCCAGAAGAUUUCUUGCUUGCUGCAGCGAAGAUGCCAAAGGCUCUCGCGAUGAGGUCAGCAUCUUGUAUGGGUCUGAAAUCUUCAAUGCUUCUGGCUUAACGGUGCUUGCAAGAAAUUAUCUAGACGUCUAUCCCUACGAUAAGUGGACUAGCACGCAACAACUUCCACAGUUUCAGGUCGGUGAGACAUUUGAGCCGACCGAGGCUAGGAUGACUGAAGGCAAGACAAGUCCACCUGGAUACUUGACGGAGCCAGAUCUCAUUGCACUCAUGGACGCAAAUGGCAUUGGUACUGAUGCUACAAUGGCCGAGCACAUUGCGAGAGUCAAGGAACGGGAGUACGUCAUGACACGACCUCGAGCUCGGAGAGCGCCUGCAGAAGGUGAAGACGAACGAGAAGAAGGCGAAGCACCGCCCGUCCAGGAAGAUGAUGAUGACGACGACGUUGGAGGCCGAGGUAGAGGCAGAGGACGUGGUCGAGGAAGAGGAAGAGGUGGUCGAGGAGGCAGGGCAGGUGGUGGGCGUGGCGGAGGUCAGCAAGGCGGCGUCCAGGAGUUCAUUCCAACGACUCUGGGUGUAGCACUCGUCAAAGGCUACGAGGAGAUGGGAUUCGAGAUGAAUUUGAGCAAGCCCUUCCUCAGAAAAGAGAUGGAGAACAAGAUGAGAGCGAUUUGCGCAGGCACUACAACCAAAGGUGAUGUGGUGCAUGAGAGCCUGGACAUGUAUAGAGAUGUCUAUAUCAGAACGAGACGAGGCAUCAACAUCUUGAAAGCGUCGGUUGACAGAUAUGUACCGGGUGCAAGUCGCAACAGAUGA